Molecule: messenger RNA, 2290 nt
Organism: Durusdinium trenchii
Lineage: Eukaryota; Dinophyceae; Suessiales; Symbiodiniaceae
Source: the annotation of a GenBank genome assembly
CUUCAUUGGACGACUUCUUUCCAGGCCCGAAAUGUGCAGCAAUGUCGCACACCAGUCGUCAAGCAUCUUGCUGGUUAGGCAGCUCGUGGAAGCUACGGUCAUUUGGAAGCAGGCAGAGCCUGCGAUUUGCUACUUCAGAUGUUGGAGUGGCCAUGGGGCAGUCGCAACACAAUACUCAUUUGUCACAGCUUCCUGUGAAAACCCUGGGCCGACUGCUUGCACAGCCGGGGGCCUUGAAUAGUGUUGACUACCAGGCAGCCGUGAGGUUGGCAAUGGAGCAGGUAGAUGCAAUGGAUGGCAAGGACUGCAUUCGAGUGUUGGGCGCCUUGAAGAGUGUUUCAGAGACAUCUCGGCCAGAUGCAGCGUCCUUGCAGAGUCUGGGUGUGCAACUCUCGGAGCGGCUAGGGGAGAUUUCCAGUAACGACAUGGCGGAGUUGGCCGAGAACCUGGCUUCGGUCUCGGCUCCGGUGGCCCCAGUCUUUGCGCGUCUCUCAGCGGCCUUCAGUAGCCGUGUCUCAGCUGCCAACCCUCGGCAGCUGACGAAGGUGGCUUCCGCCUUCGCAAGGGCACGCUUAGCGGAUCGCCGCUUGAUGCCGCGGCUCGCGCAAGGCGCGCUGAAGCAGCUUCACCUUUUCGCGCCGCAAGACCUUUCUGCUUUCAUCUCCUCGUUUGCUGCCGUGGGCUUGUGUCAUGAGCCGUUGCUGACAGGGUCGGCCAAAGUGGUUGUGCAGCUUGGUCCACGGUUGUCAGCGCUGGAUUUGGCACUGGUCGCUUUCUCUUACGCUCAGUUUUUUCUUGUUUUCCCAACCGUGGUAUCACUUCUGCAGGAGAGACUCCCCAGUUGUGCCCACGAACUGCCUCCAGAACGCUUGGCAGAGCUAAGCGUUUCCUGCGCGAGACUCGAAGUACGACCGAUGAAUUUGUUGUCAAUCUUCGCACGGAACUUAGAUUUGUCCUGCCUCAGCAAUGAGCUCUUGGGACAGGUUUCCAAGUCCCUGUCCUUGCUGGGCUUGGCUUCCUCACCAAGCAUCAGCACUCAGCUUGAACAUGAGUUUCGCCAAAGACUGGGGCAGAAGUUUGAGGCACAGACAGAAGCAUGGUGGGCAGUAGAUGUUUUGGAUUGCCUGGCAGCCGCUGCGGACGAUUCAAGACUGAAUCAAGGAGGAGUUGUCUCCCUGUUCUGGCGAAGUGUUUUGGAAUCCUUGUGCCCCUUGCUGUCAGACUUGAUCCCAAGCUUCACUGCAGCAGAAGCAGCCACAUGCUAUCGCUCUCUGCGGCAACUACCUCCUUCACUGGUUCGGAUUCACCAAAGCACAUUGCCCGUCCAUGAGCAGUUGGCACUUCGUUGCCUCAGUCUUGCGAGCGUGGAGGCCUUCAGUUUUCCACAUCUAACGUCGGUUGCUUAUUCCCAAUUCUGUUUGUACCCGCACCUUUGCCUGGAUAAGGAGAUGGAUGGCCUUUCGAACCCUUCUUGGAGGUCUCUCACUUCUAGCUGGAAAAUCACCUCAGAUGCAUGGUCGGUGGCUGUGGAAGAGGUGGCCGAGGUAAGCGAACUGGAAGCCCAGGGCCGUUUCCAGGCAGAGGUUCUGUCAAUGAUUUUCGAUCUCUUCGACCAACCUGGCCUUCCACUACAGACCUCUCAACAUCGCCCUGUGGCUUUGGAGCUCCAGGAACAUAUCAGGGCCACUGGCCAUGAAGUGAAGGGUCCUGUUUGGGAGGGCCCCUUUGAGAUCCAUGCACAAAGUGGAACUACUGCCUUUUGCCUGAUGCCAACGGAGGCCUACUUCAGAAAACUCCCUGGCGAUGUGACCCAUGUGACGCAGCAGGGGCUGCAAGAGAACAGUGAACUUCAUGAGUUGUGUCACGAGCGCUUUGCUCAGAUCUCUUUGUUAAGGUCACGCGGUUGGAACGCUGUGCCUGUCGCCUUUGAAACUUGGCGGCGCCUGGACUCCGCGCAAAGAUUGGCGUUGCUAGAGGAGAUGCUACGAGAAAAGAUGAGGACUUGGCCAGAGCAAAAAGACAUGUGCUUCUGGGCUGGGCAGAAAAGGUUAUAUACCCUCUCUCCAACAAACACGGAUGGAACCACCGGUUUUUGUAGAGGAACGCAGUCCUUAAGGGGUCCAUUUUCCCCUUUCAGGAUUGUUAAUUAGCCUGUUGGGACUGCCCUUGAGAGUCUUACAGGCCUGUCCGCUUUGAGUAACAUCAAGAAAGCGAAAAAACCCUCAGCUCUCUGACAAACAGGCUUCCAUUUGUCAUGACUCUUGAUUGGUCGCUACCCUUAUGAUUCGAU